GCUGUUUUUUUUAUCCUAUGCCUCCUCAUCCGCUUUGACGUUUGCUUGGACUGCCCUAUUAUUUCUCAUUCUCCGUCUCUUUUUCGUUUUACAAAUAAUAGUGAUGUGUGUGUUUGUGUUAUGUCGUCUUGCGUUAGCUGUGCUGUGCUGUGUGUAGAGUACGCUUUGAAGUGAUGCUGCUCGACCAUCCGUGUAAGCUGCACGUGUGAGUAGCCGGCGCGCGUGUAGAGUAACUAGAGUACCGCAACUCUAAACCGCACCACGUAAACACGUCUCUCAGCUCCACCAAACCAUGCCCUUAUUACUACCGCCACCGUCACCGUCACUGCUACCAUGGUAUUCACCACCCGCCGCCAAACCACCGUCCUAACCGGCCACGUCGGCGCCGUCCACUGCGUAACCUACUCCUCCCUCACCGGGACCUACUGCCUCUCAGGCGGCAGCGACCGGAAGAUCCACCUAUGGAACCCAUCGACCUCCACGAAGAUACAAACGUACGCGGGCCACGGCUACGAAGUCCUCUCGCUCACCUGCUCCCCUGACAACGCGCUCUUCGCCUCCGCCGGCGGCGACAAGCUCGUCUUCCUGUGGGACGUGGCGACCGCCACCACCCUGCGCCGGCUCGAGGGGCAUUGGGCGCGGGUUAAUGCCGUUGCGUUUUCUGCUACGGGGGAUGGAGGGUUGUUAGCGAGUGGGAGUUAUGAUGCGACAGUAAAGCUGUGGGAUGUGCGGUCGCGCGACCGCCGGCCGGUGCAGAGCCUGGACGACGCGAAGGACGCGGUGACGGAUGUUGUGGUUGGGGGUGCGGAGGUAGUUGCGUCGAGCGUCGACGGAAGAGUCAGGGCGUAUGAUGUGCGCAUGGCGCGGUGUGUGGUUGAUGUGAUCUCGCCGGCGCCGGUUACGAGUCUGCGUGUCAGUAGGGAUGGAAAGGCGCUGCUGGUCGCCGCGCUGGAUGGUAGCGUGCGCUUGAUGGAUCGAACGAAUGGGGGGUUGUUGAUGCGUUAUAAGGGACAUAAGAAUGAGGCGCUCAGGGUCAGGUGUGCCUUCGCGCAGGAUGAGGAGUUUGUUGUCUGUGGGAGUGAGAGUGGGGAGCUGUGGGUGUGGGAUCUGGUAGAGGGAAGGGUUGUGCAAAGACUGCAGUGUCAUGGUGGAAAGGUCGUGUCCAGUGUUGAGUGGGCGCCUGGCACGGGGAGGAGGCAGAUGAUCACUGGAGGCGCGGAUGGGACGGUCGUGGUUUGGGGGGAGUAGGUGGGCGGAUUUUCUAUUAUGAUGGUGCGACUCGAUCGACUCGAUCAACUCGAGAUCAACUCCGAGGGGUGUAUAAAUACCCCGCCUGUGCCUCGCUGCGAAUACUCACCGAACACUUCACAACAUCAAUCGUACCUGCACAAAUCAUGGCUACCAACACCUCAUAUUUCACCACAACAUCGAUCUUGCCUG
Messenger RNA from Tricharina praecox, 1440 nucleotides. RefSeq names its product WD40-repeat-containing domain protein. The record is from RefSeq and is a predicted model, not a curated record. The transcript is spliced from 2 exons. Lineage: Eukaryota; Fungi; Ascomycota; Pezizomycetes; Pezizales; Pyronemataceae. The coding region runs from base 334 to 1248 and encodes 304 amino acids. Gene Ontology annotation, cellular component: catalytic step 2 spliceosome. Gene Ontology annotation, molecular function: protein binding. Gene Ontology annotation, biological process: mRNA splicing, via spliceosome.